AUGGUAGACACUGCAAUAUUUAAUCUUUCAAUGAAGUCAUUGAUAAAGAUUGAUGACGAAGAAAAAUUUGAUAUGCAUGACCAUUUACGAGAUAUGGGGCGGACCAUUGCUGAAAUGGAAAAAGAAGGUACCCGACUAUGGGAGCCUAAGCAUUUAAGCAUCCUAUACUACAACAACAAUUUCUCUCAUCUUCAAAUCAAUGUAAGCAGUCCACAAAGGCUUGAAUUUCUUUACAGUCUUGAUCUUCGAUAUCUUCAUUUGCAGGAUGUGCACAUUGAAGGCAUGGCAAAAGACACACUAGCCAUGCUUCCUCAAAGUUUGCUACAACACUUGGAUUUGGGAGGUUGUAGGGGAUUAAAUAUCCUUCCUGAUAGCCUUGGCAAUCUGUCACAAUUGCAGCACUUGGAUUUGGGAGGUUGCAGGGGAUUAAAUAUCCUGCCUUAUAGCCUUGGCAAUCUGUCACAGUUGCAACACUUGGAUUUAGGAGGUUGUAGAGGAUUAAAUACCCUCCCUGAUAUCCUUGGCAAUCUGUCACAGCUACAGCACUUAGACUUGUCAUUUUGUCAAAGGUUAAACAUCCUUCCUGAUACCAUCGGCAACCUAUCACAGUUGCGAUACUUGAACUUACUUGGGAGUGGAAUUGACCAUCGUCCUGAUAGAAUUGGCAGGCUAUCGUAUUACAUUUUAUCGGGUGUUUAUGCGCUUCCAGACUGUUGA
Messenger RNA from Cryptomeria japonica (Japanese cedar), 717 nucleotides. Its product is annotated as receptor-like protein 49. NCBI's taxonomy places the organism in Eukaryota, Viridiplantae, Streptophyta, Pinopsida, Cupressales, Cupressaceae. Gene Ontology annotation, molecular function: protein binding. The record is from RefSeq and is a predicted model, not a curated record. The transcript has 2 exons. Bases 1 to 717 code for a protein of 238 amino acids.